Messenger RNA from Chrysoperla carnea, 467 nucleotides. RefSeq lists its product as uncharacterized. NCBI's taxonomy places the organism in Eukaryota, Metazoa, Arthropoda, Insecta, Neuroptera, Chrysopidae. The record is from RefSeq and is a predicted model, not a curated record. The transcript is spliced from 3 exons. Bases 54 to 467 code for a protein of 137 amino acids.
AAAAUAUUAAACUUGAAAAAGAAUUACAAACAGAAUUUGAUGACAAUGUUGUAAUGGAAAUUGGUCAAAUUAAAAGUGAAAUAUCAGAAGAAGUCAGCAAUGACAUUGAUAAUGUUCCAAAUGUAAAACGUGAACCUGUUAAAAAUAUUAAACUUGAAAAAGAAUUACAUACAGAAUUAAUUGUUAAAAAUGAAAUACUAGAUGACAAUCUUGCGAUAGAAGUUGUACGAAUUAAAAAUGAAAUACCAGAAGAAGACACCAAUAAUAGUGAUAAUGUUAUAAGUGUUAAACAUGAACCCGUUCACGACAAUGAUAAACAAUUGUACACAAUUAAUGAUGAAAAUAUUAAAGUUAAAAAAGAAUUACAUACAGAAUCUAAUUUAGCUAUACAUAAACUGACUUUGGUAAUAGUUAUUUUCAAUGUUGCCUCUGAGGACAGUAUUACUGUGACAAUUGGUCGAUGGUAA